AUGCCUAGGUUAGUUUUGAGUACCAUUUGGAGUGUGGAGCGUGAAAUAUGCAACUCAGCAGACCUCUUACAAGUCGAUUUCUGUGGUGAGUUGCACAUUGAGUGCCAUAUGAUUUCCACGUACUCCACUCUGGAGGCAGGGCGUCCAAAGCGAGGGGCAUUCAGCACGGAUCCAGAUGCAAUUGUUUUCAUCCAUGUCAGUAAUGUGUCCUCUUUAGGUGACCGUUUAUUAAAACCCUCCUGGAAUUUGUCGGAAACAUCAGUCAUUAUUCUUUUUCUAGCAUGCAAUCAUGUUCCCAUACAGGAACUU
Molecule: messenger RNA, 309 nt
Organism: Dicrocoelium dendriticum
Lineage: Eukaryota; Metazoa; Platyhelminthes; Trematoda; Plagiorchiida; Dicrocoeliidae
Source: the annotation of a GenBank genome assembly